AUGGGCAGCGGUCUAGGGAUUUAUCGUAAUGAUCUGCUAUUUAUUCACUUCGAAUCAGUCAUCAUAUGUAUGGCUGUCGUCUGUGUGACUCUUUGGCUUAUCAUGUUAAUCAAUUAUCGAUUUGGAGAUUACUAUAAUGUCACUACCAUAAACGAAUUCUGCUUCGGUGUGGAACUGCAUCCGACAGUUCUUGACAUCGAUCUCAAGCAUUUUGUACGAUCACGUAUCACUCUGGUCCUGUUGGCCAUUAUUCAUCAUUUCCGCUAUAUUUUACCAAAGAAAUAUCUAUGGAAAAAAAGCCUCAUCGCGAGUAGUCUAGUCCAAAUGGCCUACAUCAUGAGGAAUCAAUGGACGGAACAUCUGGCGCUGAACACGUUGGACUAUAAACGUGCCAAUUGUGGAUUUUAUAAGCUUUGGAGUGAUAUGGUA
Messenger RNA from Cooperia oncophora, 429 nucleotides. The record is from the annotation of a GenBank genome assembly. Lineage: Eukaryota; Metazoa; Nematoda; Chromadorea; Rhabditida; Trichostrongylidae.